CUGCUUGUGCGAAAGAAAGUAAUUUAAUUUUACUAAAAAAAAAUAUACAUACAAAAAAUUUAAAAUGCGCACAAUUUUUGUAAAAAUUAUAUCGGUUUUGACUCUCAUCAUUAACACUCAUGCAGAGUCAUACAAGGAGUGCAAAAAUGCCGCUGAAGGCACUUUUGUAGCGAUUGAGAACAAUUGCCUCGCAUACAUUUAUUGCCUGGACGAAGAGUCUUUCACCGAUUCAUGUCCGGUUGGCACCUAUUUCGAUGCAGAGCAACAACAAUGUUUACUAGAUGAAGAUGGCACCAAGUGCACAACUUUUAUGAUUCAGCCUACACAAGCAGCCUUAACACAGCAGUUGUUAACACACACUGAGACUACAGUCACCACGACGACUAGUACGACGACUACUAGUGGCUCGCUGUCGACAAGCACGUUGUCACCACGCCCACAGUGCAAACCAACUAUGGAUGAGUAUUUUCCAUAUCAGCAGCGCUGUGAGUACUACUAUCGCUGCACGCGCGGCUAUUUGAGCAUAUUGCGCUGCAAUCUGGGCUACGGCUGGGAUUUUCUGCAAGAGAAGUGUAUGCCUCUGAAAGAGGCGCAGUGCUUUAAGGCUGUGCGGACGCCUGUUUCUAAUUUUUAA
Messenger RNA from Bactrocera tryoni, 634 nucleotides. Its product is annotated as probable chitinase 10. Gene Ontology annotation, cellular component: extracellular region. Lineage: Eukaryota; Metazoa; Arthropoda; Insecta; Diptera; Tephritidae. Gene Ontology annotation, molecular function: chitin binding. The record is from RefSeq and is a predicted model, not a curated record. The transcript has a single exon. Bases 65 to 634 code for a protein of 189 amino acids.